AUGCGCAGCAGAAGUAUGCCGACUGUGGGAUCAUAUGUUCGCAUCAACUCGUCCCGGAGAGCUUUUCAUAAAGGUUCCUGUCUGCGCGAGCAAGCCGGGACUCCUUUGGCGCAGCCUCAAUUUCUUGAAAACUACAAGCAGGCGGUCGAAUUUCCCCCUGCUACUUGCGACUUUCAGACCUUCCUCUCUCAAGCCUCGCCAGGUCAGGAUGUCGUCCUACACGGCUACCUCGGAGUUCGUAGCGAUUUAUCCAAAAAGUUAUCCUUCGUCCGUUUACAAGACCCAACCAUGAAACAUACCAUACAAAUCGUGUCGACUGGCCGCAAUGCGUCAUUUGAGCAGCUCAGAAACCUCAGGCCCAACAGUCCAGUAACUGUGAAGGGUAAAGUCCAGGCUAAGAAGGCGAAGGAUGCCGAGAUGGAGAAGCGUGACCCGUGGGAAAUUUCACUCGAGGAGAUUCAACUUCUCAAUGACUUUCCAGGCGAUAUCUGGAUGGCACCAGAUAUGGUACAUCCUCCCAAGCAUAGACAUCUGCAACUUAGGACUAGCAGCGAGCUACGUGAGGCGCUAGAGUUUCGAGCACGAGUGCGCAAUGUCUGUCGAGAAGAACUGGAGCAAGGCCGGCCCCCCUUUGUCGAGAUUGAGACCCCUCUGCUGUUCAAGUCCACGCCUGAAGGAGCUCGUGAAUUCCUGGUUCCUACGCGGAAACACGGUCUAGCAUAUGCGCUUCCGCAGAGCCCACAGCAGUACAAGCAGAUUCUCAUGGCUAGCGGUAUUCCUAGGUAUUAUCAAUUUGCUCGCUGCUUCCGGGACGAGGAUCUCCGAGCAGAUCGGCAACCAGAGUUCACGCAACUUGAUCUAGAGAUGUCUUUCGCGACAGGCGAGGACGUCAUGCGAGUUGUUGAAGGUGUUAUACGCCGACUUUGGUCGACCUUGAUGGACACCGAAGCUCCUUCUGGUCCAUUUCGAAGGCUGUCGUACCAGGAUGCGAUGAGUCGCUAUGGCUCGGACAAGCCCGACACCCGGUAUGGAAUGGAAAUCCACAGAGUUGAGCAUCUGCUGCCAGUGGACCUGAUCCACAAGAUUACCCCCUUAACAAAUCCUAUUGUCGAAAUCUUCAAGAUCGAAGGUAACGACAACGACCCGGCAGCUACGUCUGAAUUCAUCACAAGAUUCCUUGAUUCGCCAGCCGGUGCACCAUUCAAUGAGAACCCAGAAGGCGGGCCCGGUAUCUUUGUGUACGACGCAAAGAAGCCCUUGUGCGGACUACAGCCAUUCGGCUUUCAAGCUGCCGAAUAUGUGGAGGAUCUUUUGGAGCCUGACCACAGCGAUUUGCUUGUAAUCCAAGCCCGCGAAGCCGCCCCCUUCUCCGGCGGUUCAACGCCAAUUGGUGACCUUCGUCGCGCCCUUCAUACCGCUGCUGUGGAGUCAGGGUUCAAACCUGCUGCGACGGGAUUCGACUUUCUUUGGAUUGUUGACUUUCCCCUCUUCUCUCCAUCUAGCGACUCAGAGCCUGGCCAAGGCGGUGCUGCCGGUCUAUCUUCUACGCACCAUCCUUUCACUGCGCCAAAAAGUGCUGCCGAUGUGGAUUUGCUUCUCACCGACCCCACUAAAGUUGUUGCCGAUCACUACGACUUGGUAGUAAAUGGAGUAGAACUUGGUGGUGGUAGUCGUCGUAUCCAUGAUGCUGCAGUUCAGGAGUUCGUUCUCCGGGAUGUCCUCCAGAUGCCGGCUGAACGAUUAACGGAUUUCUCCCACCUGCUAGAUGCACUUCGCGCAGGCUGUCCUCCUCAUGCCGGACUGGCCUUGGGCUUUGACCGUCUGGUCGCUGUCAUGCUAGGCAAGGACUCUGUGCGGGAUGUCAUUGCUUUCCCCAAGACCGGAAAGCUUGGGGAGGAUCCGAUGGUCAAGGCUCCUAGCCCGAUGACUCAGGAGGCAUUGGGAACGUAUCACCUGCGCUUGGUUGAUGAGUGA
Molecule: messenger RNA, 1974 nt
Organism: Aspergillus mulundensis
Lineage: Eukaryota; Fungi; Ascomycota; Eurotiomycetes; Eurotiales; Aspergillaceae
Product: aspartate--tRNA ligase MSD1
Exons: 3
Coding region: 1-1974 (657 amino acids)
Biological process (GO): aspartyl-tRNA aminoacylation
Cellular component (GO): cytoplasm; mitochondrion
Molecular function (GO): aspartate-tRNA ligase activity; ATP binding
Source: RefSeq, a predicted model, not a curated record